This is a messenger RNA of Rotaria sordida, 649 nucleotides long. The record is from the annotation of a GenBank genome assembly. Lineage: Eukaryota; Metazoa; Rotifera; Eurotatoria; Philodinida; Philodinidae.
AUGAAUCUAUCGAAGGUUGGCCUACUUGAUUUACCUAAUGAAAUAUUGGUUAUGAUUUUUAAAAAACUCGACAAUAUAGAUGUUCUUUAUUCAUUGUUGGAUGUUGAUAAUCAACGACUUGAUAUUAUAGCACAAGAAAAUACUUUCACUAAUACUCUCAAAUUUCUAAUAAUAACGUUAACUGACGACAUUUUGUCGCUUACCGAUUCAAUAGUUGAUCGAUUUUGCACAAAUAUAUUACCAAGAAUUCAUCAAAAUGUCAAAUCUCUUAUACUUGAUUCACUAUCUAUGGAACGUAUUCUUCUUGUUGGCGAUUAUCCUAAUUUAACUGAAAUUAAACUCUUUAAUUUUAACGAUAAAAUUGUUUCACGUUAUUUUACAGUUGAAACACCAUUUCGAUGUAUUUUUCAACGACAAAUUACAGAUCUUAUUCUUGUAUUUGAAAAUGAUUUUAAUGAAAUAUUAGAAAAAAAUUAUACAACAGAUCAUUUAUCUAUUAUGGGAUCAUUUCCCCGUUUUUUUCCACCUUUGGUACUUCGUAAUUUACCUUCAACUACCUUCUUCUCUUCAACUCUUAACAAAUUAUAUAUUAAUUUGAUGACUUAUGAUGAUUGUCUUGCUUUACUUGAUGGUCGUCUCAAACAAUUAA